AAUAUUAUGUCAGAUAAUUGUACUUCAACAAAACAACCUCAUUUAAUGGAAUUAAUGAAUCAAAUGUGCAAAGAAGCUGGAAUUCAAGACUAUGUGUGACAUGGCCUAUUCUCUUACAAAAAAUGUUCUAGUAGAGGCUAGAUCUGUUGCUGAUUUUAGUGGGAAAAAAUUUGUUGAAAAAAGUGAUGUUGAUUUUGCAUUGAAGACAUUCAAUGAAAAAUAUUGUAAAGACCGUCCACCUAUUGCUUUAAUGAAUGAUUUGGCACAAGAAAAGAAUUCUCAACCUUUACCCCAAAUUAGACAAAAUUAUGGACUUCGACUGCCUAAUGACCGUUUUUGUCAGUUACAAUCUAAUUUUAUUUAUGACGAUCUUCCUUCGACUUCAAAUAAUAAUGAAGAUGAGGAUGAUGAAUUGAGACAACAAAAUAUUCAAACUUCCGAAAAUUUCCCUAAACGUCAAAAACCAGAAUCAUCAACAAACUUUAACCCCGAUCUUGUUGCCAAUUUAUUAAUGGGAAGAACAAAUAAUGACUCGAGGAAGCGGGCUUUUCAUGAUGAAGAAAAAGAAGAUAAGACAGAAGAUUUUGAUGAUUAUGAUUGUUGAAAAAAUUUUUGGUUAAAAUUUGUUUUAUUUUUUGCUAUAUUUAACAUCAAACAAUGCAAUCAAUCCUCUUGAAAUGUUGCACUGCAAAAAUUCUCAAAAAUGUCAAGGAUGGUAUAAUUUAUUCAAACCGGUUAGUUUUUGUUUUUUCUUUGUGAAAAACCAAUUAUGUAAGUAUUAUUGGUAUAGGCUUUCUUUGAUGGAUUUUAACAGGCACCACUUAAGCUUCAGGAUAGAUAAGGUUUUUGAAAUAAGUCAACGUUAAUAUUUCUACACUUCGAGUUAAUUUAGCUAGUCAAAAUUUUCUUUUUUAUAAUUUAAAUGAACCAAAAUCGUUUUCGAAUAAAUUGACUGCCAAAAAUAUAACCUGAAAAACCGUGCCUUUAAAAAAAUUUUUUUGAGCCAGUUGUACAAACAAAUAAAUUUUUAUUGGAUUAAAAUUGAAAAAUUUCACACUCCACUUUCGAUAAACCCUAUUUUUUAAAAAAAAUGAAAAUAUUCCACCCUUUACUCAAAAUAAUAAUUCUUUUAAUAGUUUUACUUGUUCGACCUUCAGCAAUUUUAACACAAUUUUAUAAUGGAUACAAUUCAAAUCAACCAACAUUUAAUGGAUAUUAUCUUCCCUAUUACUACACAAAUGGACUUGGUUUUUGUUAUACACCAACUCCUUAUUGUCUUUACAAUUAUGUACCUCCAAAUUUUUUGUGUAAGAAUUUUUUUUGAAAAAAUAUUAGUGGAAAGCCGAUCAUCCCCCCUCUUAUAGUUUUGGGGUAUUUCGAUAGUGUGUGAAAUAACAAAUAACAGCUCAUAGAGAAGGGUAUCAUGUAUACCGUAUUGUCU
Meloidogyne enterolobii is the source of this 1441-nucleotide messenger RNA. Lineage: Eukaryota; Metazoa; Nematoda; Chromadorea; Rhabditida; Meloidogynidae. The record is from the annotation of a GenBank genome assembly.